Molecule: messenger RNA, 729 nt
Organism: Erigeron canadensis
Lineage: Eukaryota; Viridiplantae; Streptophyta; Magnoliopsida; Asterales; Asteraceae
Product: protein FAR1-RELATED SEQUENCE 1-like
Exons: 2
Coding region: 1-729 (242 amino acids)
Biological process (GO): regulation of DNA-templated transcription
Source: RefSeq, a predicted model, not a curated record
AUGUCUACUACACAAGGUAGCGAGAGUAUUAAUGCAUUUUUUGAUAAAUAUGUAAACAAGAAAACUACCUUGAAGCAAUUUGUGGAGCAGUACGAAAAUGCAUUAAGGGAUAGGGCGGAGAAAGAAAACAAAGAAGAUUUUAAUUCUUACAAUAUACAAUAUCCAUCAAUUACCCGCUAUGCCAUGGAGGAACAAAUGAGGGAAAUUUUCACCCAUGCAAAGUUUAAAGAGUUCAGAGAAGAAUUAACAGGAAAAAUGUAUUGUGGAAUAGGUUCUUUAAAAUCACAAGAUGGGAUUUUAGAAUACGAAGUAAUUGAGGAUGUUAUGCUUAAUGGUAAUAUAAUAAAGAAACCAUUUGUUGUUUCAUUUACAAAGCAUGCACUUACGGUACUUAUCAAUGAGAAGAUAUAUUCGUUGCCAUCGAAAUACAUCUUGCGAAGAUGGAGAAAAGAUGUCAAGAGGAGACAUACUAAGGUUAAAGUAAUUUACAGUGAUUGGGUUUCCUCGGAUGAGGGGAGUCGUUAUGACAGAAUGUGUAGUGCUUUUUCACAAGUGGCGGACUUGGCAUAUGACUUUGAAGAAAAAUGUAAUCUUGUUCUUAACCGAGUGAGUGAGAUAAUGAGUGAAGUUACAGAUAAAAAAAAUGUUGUUGAUAGCUUCACAUGCACCUCUUCCCUUGGUACUUCUAUUGAGAAUAGCACAAAGAUUAUCGAUCCUAUGGUAGUGUGA